AUAAGCCUACUGAUCCUCGCUCGCUCCGUCUCUCCUUGGGGAUCGAGGACCUGUGUAGUAGGAAGUGGAGGGAGGUGUCGUCGAGCUGCAGAAUGCUCGGGUGCAGCAUGUUCAGCGGCCGGAUUCUAUUCCUGCCGCCCUCGAAGAGCUCGACGGCGGCGGCGAGGAUGCAGCGUCGACCUUGCUGCCCAGCCACCGACGGCAGGUAGGUCCUGCUUCUCUGGCAGCGUGGGACCGAGAUGCGACGGAAGCGCAGCGUCGUCGGAGCUCGCAUGGCCAUGAAAGCUGCGCGCCUGCGCAGAUACUGAGAGGAAUGGCGAGCCGAGCCUGCGACAAGGCUGCUGUCUCUGCCUGUCCACGCGCCAAGGCCUUGAUGCAAGCUGAAGGUGGCUGCUGGCUGGGUACACGGGUGAAAUGGGUAAUACUCUUUAUUAUCCUACCCAUAUCCAUAAGCAAAUGGAUAAUUCAUACCCUCCCCAAAUAAUAUAGAUAUGAAUUUGGGUACGGAUGCUGGGUAUCCAUCGGCAACAUGCCCUCGAGAUUGUCGGUGCGGCGUGUCCGCGUGUGCCCGUGUUCCCGAAUAAACAAGAGUAUAGACGCAAAAGCCAAAGGGCAACGUAGGUAGAAAACCCAUGUCUGAGAUAUCGAGCAAUGUCACUAAGAAUCUCUACGCCACGUCGCUUGAAAAUCGACAUGGCGCUUAUUUUGAUGCUCACGGUAACUGAAAUUAGCCUAAAGACUGAAGGGAGUACCAAACUGCUACAGUGUCAAAAACUCAAAUUUUUUCAGCAACUAAACACACCCCUAGUUUAAUAUACAUUAAAACAAACCCGGUGCAUGCUACAUUGCUACUACUUGUUUUAGAGCCUAGAAUUGGUUUUAGUACAACCAUUCAAGUACAACUCAAUUACAAAUAAAUCUGAUAGCUUCCUAUUCAUUUAUUAGCUUUCAUACAAGAGAAUUUUAUUUACAUAAUAGAUUAAGCAUAUUGCUACUUGUGUGUUCUUACCGUUGAAUCGUUGACGUAAGGGUCCACGCGUCACUGUUAGGGAGGACAUCUCAAUUUGAUGUGGAUACUCAUAUUUUUUUCAAAAUUUUUUGUUAUAAUUUAACCCUACUAUUAUUCUCCCGGUGGUUGGAUAUAUAGUAUAUACUCGUACUUUACGUCUCCACCGUUAAGCUCUCACUCCGUAGGCCUAGGCGGACUUAUUCAAAAGUCUCAGGUACUUUAGUUCCUAAAGAACCAAAUAGAAAGAACUUUUAGGAUCUAAAGUACUAAUUGGGGCUAAAGAAUUAAAAGUCUCUCUUGAGAAAGUUUUUUGGGACCUAGGGAAAUCCUAACCCAUAAUGUCUAUGAGUAGUAUCCACAUCAUCAAAAAAUCACCUUUAGAAAUUAUACUUUUGAAAUCCAUGAUGUCUCGGUACGGAUUUCUAUUAACCUCACUCUAUUUUUCUCCACCUAUCAUAUUUGUUAUUCAUUUAUUAUGAAGACAUCACCUCACUUCGAAUUAUUGAUUUACAUAUUGACAUUGGGUCUUACAUGGAAUCCAGUUUCUUCCUCUCUCUCCACUCUCUCAUCUAUUAUUAUGCCACAUAAGUUAAAAUUCCUAUAUAGCAAUGCAGUUAAUGCCAUGGACACUAUCCUACAUGAAGGGUUGGGGAUGCCCUAGGCGUCCGCAAUGGUAAUAGUUAGUACUAGCUACGUAGUCUGUUGAUGUGGAAGUGAGAGAUAAAAGAAAAAACUAUUUUAUACUAUUGGACCCACACAUUUCUCUCACAUGUUCUUGUGUUACGUGAAAUAAAUCAGCUAUUUGCUCAUCGCUAGUGACUAUUUUUUUUCCUAUUUUUUAUUGUCGCAUCAGAUCUAGCUAGCUAAAUAGCUAACCGUUGUGGACGCUCUUAAAGCUCACAUGAGAUCUACUAUUCCACCUCCUACCUCCGUUCCCCAUCUCUUAGAUGCAUACAACUUAGAGGUAUUGUGGUACUUUGUGCACUUAUUUAUUGGUCUUUAGUCUCUUUUAGUCCCUAAAACCAAAUAGACAGACUAGAAUUUUUUUAGUUCAGGAACUAAAAUAGGCAACCAAAGGCCACCUAACAAUGUGGAACAAAAGGGGCUACACUGCAAAAAGUCAGUCACCCCUCGGAUUCCCCUCGCUCCCCGUCUGAAGAGCAGGGUUCACCUAACCGACCGGUCUCCGGUAACCGCCAGGCUCCGGUUCCGGUUUACCAGACCAGUUGCACCGGUUACCGGUAGAAACCGGUCAAAUUCAAAUUUAAAUUAAAAAAACUCAGUUCAACCGGUUCGUACCGGUAUACCGACCGGUUAGACCGGUUUACCGGUCGGUUUGACCGGUUUACCGGCCGGUUUGAAUUCAAAUCCAAAUUUAAAAUCGCAUGUGUAACCGGUAUACCGGCCGGUUAGACUGGUUUACCGGCCGGUUUUACCGGUUUACCAAGUGGGCCUUAAUGGGCGUCUAUUUUUUUUCCUUUUCUUUUUUGUUUUAACUUUAAAUGCCCGAAAAGUAUGCUAAACGAACGAAUUUUUGAGAAAAUUUGACACCAUUAGAUUCGUUGCACCUUGAAGUAUUUUUAGAAUUUUUUUGAAAAUUUAUCAUUUUUUGGAAUUCAAAUUUAAAUUUUGAAUUUGGGCCGAUUUGGGACCGGACCAAACCGAAACCAGACCGGACCGGUUACCGACGGUUCGGUUAACCCUGCUGACGAGUCGACUCCGAGCUCCUCCAUUUUCUCCGAGCGAACCUUCUUCCCUUUCCCCGGACACAAAUCAGGCUCUCCGCCGCCGCCUGCCCGCCAUGGCCGCCCGCCGUCUCCUCCUGCUGCUCGCCGUCGCCGCCGCGUCCCUCCUCGCCGCCGACGCGCGCCCGUGCCGCACCUUCCUCGUCGCCUUCCCGGCUGACCCAAACCCCAACCCCAGCGGCGGCGGCGCCGCAGCCCACCACCACUACCGCGGCGUCCCCCACGUCGCCACGGUCGUCACCGUGUUCCGCGUCCGCCGCCUCGGCCCGCACCUCCACCAGGGCCACCGCAACCACCACCACCUCCACUCCAUCCCCGCCAACGUCCAGAUCCGCCGCCCCGAGCUCCCCCACCCCGCCCACGCGGCGGCCGCCGGGCCCCAGGAGCGCGCCAGGGACAUCCUCGUGGUCGUCGUUGGGCUCCUCUUCGGCGUCGCCUGCGGCGCGCUCACCGCCGCCUCCGUGUACCUCGUCUGGUCCAUGGUCGCGGGCGGCGCCACAGCCUCCCCGUACGAAGAGCUCUACGACGAAGAGGACGAGGCAUCCGACACCGAGAGCCCUAAGAAGGUCGGCUACGUCAUCAUCCAGGAACUCGAGGUUCACGACGGUGGUAAGAACUAGAGGGGUAGGGUUUGGUGGUGCUCCCGGGAGGAAGGGCAAUUUCAUGCAGUGGGAUGAUCUAUGACCAUAUGAUUAUGUGUUGAGUGAUUCGUAAUGUCUGUAUGUGAUGUUUGGUUGGAAGUACUAGGGGUUUUCCCUCCUUGUGAAUAUGCUCCUGAAGUGCGCCUAAGCUAUGAAUUGUGCUUAUUUCUGAUGGAUUUAUCAAUCAAUGUUAUGCAUUGCGAAAUGUUCUUCGGAAACAAUGUUCUUUGUUCUGCUGUC
Panicum virgatum (switchgrass) is the source of this 3635-nucleotide messenger RNA. RefSeq lists its product as uncharacterized. The transcript has a single exon. Lineage: Eukaryota; Viridiplantae; Streptophyta; Magnoliopsida; Poales; Poaceae. The record is from RefSeq and is a predicted model, not a curated record. Bases 2811 to 3374 code for a protein of 187 amino acids.